Leptopilina heterotoma is the source of this 1299-nucleotide messenger RNA. Its product is annotated as putative ankyrin repeat protein RBE_0317. The transcript is spliced from 2 exons. Gene Ontology annotation, molecular function: protein binding. The record is from RefSeq and is a predicted model, not a curated record. NCBI's taxonomy places the organism in Eukaryota, Metazoa, Arthropoda, Insecta, Hymenoptera, Figitidae. The coding region runs from base 517 to 879 and encodes 120 amino acids.
UCUUUGUUUCACAACAAAUCGAUUAGUAUAUAAAGUAUAAAUUUCAAUAGAAUGAACAUCUGGAUUUACAACUUGUUUAAAUUUUUUUUGAAAAAUUUGUAUAGUCAAAGUAAGAAUUCUAACUGUCAAUACAUUUGCGGCUUUUAAAUUAUAAUUGUGUCAAAUGAAUGCUUCUUGUGAGCUAAAAAGAUAAGAAUAGGGUGUAUGAUAGAUGAAGUAUUAUGACGACACUCCUGAUUAUCAUGAUUUGUUCCUUGUAGUACAAAAUGGACAAUUGCAUCUUGUUCAAUCUCUGCUCGAGAAAUAUUCUUUGACAGAAAAGAUGUGCAGCAGGACAUUACUGCAUAUGGCGGCUGCAAGAGGACAUGUAGAGAUAGCUAAACUAUUCACCACUCAGGGAGACGGAAUAGUAAAUACACAGCUGCAUUUGGCGAUAAACGGAAACCAACCUGAGUACAAAAUGGAGAAUUGCAUCUUGUUCAAUCUCUGCUCGAGAAAUAUUCUUUGACAGAAACGAUGUGCAGCAGGACAUUACUGCAUAUGGCGGGUGCAAGAGGACAUGUAGAGAUAGCUAAACUAUUCACCACUGAGGGAGACGGAAUAGGAAAUACACAGCUGCAUUUGGCGAUAAACGGAAACCAACCUGAGGUAUUCAAUCCUUUUUUAAAAGAGAGUAACCUGAACGCAAGAUUUCUCUGGGAUGAAAGGUCACUUCAUUAUACAACUUGUACAAUUGCUUUCAAUUUACAAAAAUUAAUUAUAGAGAAUGAUGCCAUUAUUGACAAAACAGAUAGUGAGGAUGAAACACUUAUGUACGUUGUGCUGGAGAAAGAAAACGUUCAAAUAGCAGAAAUUCAGUUUAAACAUCGUUGUGCAUGAACAUUUGAAAAAAAAAUAUUUUGAAUGAUUGAUUUUGAUGAAUGAAUGCAACGUGCGAGGUGGCUUGAUUGCAUUUGAGUGAAUUGUAGAAGAGGAAAAGAAGUAAGCAAUCGAAUAUAAGACCAAUAAAUAUAAACGUUGUUCAUCUUUUGAAUAUUAAAGGGUAAUAUUUCGCGUCUAAUGCUAAUAAUGAACAUAACGAAGAGGAUAUAACGAAUUUGUUUAAGUUGGUAGUAGCGCGUUUUACAUUGUUGACCACAGACUAUCAUCCAGAUGUGUUAUAAUUGUGAAACAAACAAUCUCAAUUAAAAUUUUUUUGACAAAUUGUUAAAAGUAAAGUUAAAAGUUAUUUUCCUCCAUUUUUUUGUCAUUCUUCUUUUUUUCGAAUUGUUUCACUCUUGCGUCCCGCCAGUUUUUAAC